GAGGGGGGAUGAGAGGGAGAGGUGGGAGUGACCGAGGAAGGAAGAGAGGAAACACGUCGAGCCCUCAACACAACACUCCCUGGCUGGAAGAGCCUCUCCGCAGCUCCAGCUUGAGGAGCGACCGCUGCCUUGUGAGGAGCCGGGCUCUAUUGUUCACUCAGCGGCUCGUGUCGGCGUUUUUCCCGGGUCCAGGAGGGAAGGGGGUCCCCCAUGCUAAGCUCAGGGAGAAUGGAGGAAUUUGUGACCGAAGAGGAAGAGCCGUGGUACGACCAACAGGACCUGGAGCAGGACCUCCACUUGGCAGCAGAGCUGGGGAAAACGCUGCUGGAGAGGAACAAAGAGCUGGAGGAUUCCCUGCAGCAGAUGUACAUUACUAAUGAGGAGCAAGUGCAAGAGAUCGAGUACCUGUCCAAGCAGCUCGAGGUUCUUCGGGACAUGAACGAACAGCAUGCCAAAGUGUACGAACAGCUGGACGGGACAGCCAGAGAGCUGGAGAACACCAACCACACACUGGUGAUGGAGAGCAAGGGCUCACAACAGAAGAUAGAGAGAUUAACAGGGACCAUUGAGGCUUUGCAGAACCAGGUGGAGUCUCUCUCAGGGCAGGUGGAGCAGCUUCGCUCCAUGGAGCAGCUCCGAGUCAGGAGGGAGAAGAGGGAACGACGCAAGACCAUCCACUCCUUCCCUUGUCUGAGGGAGCUUUGCACAGCCCCCAGGUAUGAGGAUGAGUUUGUAGUGGGCAGGGCUGAGAGCUUUACAGUGGAUACUAAGCGUCCACCAUUUGAAGAAGAGAACCAGCACCUGAGGGAGGCGGUGUCGGCUCUACGAGCGGCUGCCCGGACUGAGAGGGGUCGUAGGGAAGGGGUGGAGAGGGAGUGCAACCUCCUUCUUGCUGAGUUCUCCCGCCUGCAGACACGAGUUCAGGAUGCUGAGAGCUGCCAGGCGAGAGUACGGGAGCUGGAGGUGGAGCUACAGGAGCUGCAGCAGCUACGCCGCGCUAGGACUUUCCUGCUGAGUAGCGAGGACGACGGCGUGACUCUUACCCAGACUGUCCUCAAUAGCACCCCAGAGACCGACACCUUCCUGGAAGUUGAGGUGGGGGAGACAGGAGGAGGCGUGAGGGAGGAGACUGAAGGCGGUAGCGGUGUGGGAGGAGAGACUCUCCCCGAGUCCAGCCCCGUGAGGAAAAGCUGCAGCGACACGGCGCUCAACGCCAUAGUGGCCCGCGACGCUUCCGGCCGCCGGAGAGGCAGCUACGCCCUCCAUGCCAACAGCGUGAGGAAGAGAGGGAUGUCCAUCCUCAGGGAGGUGGACGAGCAGUACCACGCCUUACUGGAGAAAUACGAGGAGUUGCUGGGGAAGUGUAGGCGCCACGAGGAGAGUCUGUGUCAUGCCGGGGUGCAGACUUCCAGACCUGUCUCCCGAGACCCAUCCAUGAAAGACUGUGCCAUGGGCCCCACCCCGGCGCCUCCCCCAACCCCCACCCAGUCACCCUCCACCCCUGAGGCCAUUGAAAGCAUCAGCAAGCAGGUGGAGGCGGUGGAUAAGAGGCUGGGACAGAACACUCCAGAGUACAAAGCCCUUUUUAAAGAGAUCUUCUCUCGUAUCCAGAAGACCAAGAUGGACAUCAAAGCUACCAAAGCUGCUAAAUCUAGCAAAUCUGGCAAAUCUGGCAAGUCUAGUAAACAGUAAUGGUACACUGGUUAGCUCUAUGGAGGACAAUAAUGUCCCCUAAAAAAUAUGUCCCAUACAAUGAAAGUGCAUUCUCAGUUUUAUACUUUCGGAUUACGGUUGCAUAUUAAACAUGUUUGAAUUUAAACAAAACUAGGCUACUUGUUUGGUUCAGGCAACAAAACUACUUAGUUAGGUUUCGGAAAAUACAUUGGUUUGGGUUGAAAUUGUUCCAUAAGUUAUAAGUUAAAUAUAUUGACGUAGGUUAAAAUACUCUUUUAGUUUUACAUGGGACAUGAACAGCAGUCUGCUGAAUCAAAGUUCUUUGAUUGUUUAGCCAGUCCAUCAUCCCUGUCCUCGUCCUUACGUGGACUUUGAUUUGAAACUUAUUUGUGAUACGUCAAAAAUAAAUAUAAUCUGAAAGGAAACACAUUUCCCUCAAAACAUAUUGACAAUGCUGUUUUGUUGUAAUGGAACAUAUUUUUUAGAAAAGCAGGCUGGCUGGAGUUUGUGAAAUGUUUGGUGUAAACAUUCUUAUAGAGGGUUCUAGUUCGAAAAACGCUAAAUUCUGGUACAGUUCAGUUCAAUUGAGGUCAAAUUAGAGCAUGCAGUUUAAUCCAGAGCUGAAACUUUGCAAUUUACACAAGAAUCAGAUUUGCAUGUGAUCAAUUUUAGAACUGCAGAAUUCAGUCACAUAUAUAAACCCUGAAUUAGAAUUAGAUUGAGCUAACCAUUAAUAUUUGAUUCAGUGUUCCCACUAAAUGUAUACUGGCUUAACUGCCUGACUACUUUAGGCAUAUACAUCAAUAACACAAUAACAGCAAUAUGCAUCUCAUGAGCCUCACAAGUGCACUAAAUGUUAAAGCUUCUGAAAUAACACCAGAAAAUUGCAUCUCUGAUAAAAAAAAAACAUGAACAAAAACCCAAAUCUAAUAUUAACAUGAUCUGUAUCUUUUAAGUUUAUUUAUUAUAAUGGACUAUACUAACGUUUGUAUAAUUACAGUAAGAAAGAGAAAGAUUAAUCCUCUCAGGCCACAGUGCUGUCUGUCUCGAGAAUGAACUCCAGGUGCUAAUAAUGCUCCUUCCGUCUAGUAUAUCACUAUAAAAAUGGACACUGUUUUAAACAUGGACAAAAUUUAAACAAGCCUUUAGUGUGGAUGGCAUUGCUGCUCUCUUGCACCGUUCUCUGUUUACUUACUAAUGCUUUUUAAAGUUUGUUGUGCCUAGCCCUAGCCCAAUGAAUUGCUUUCUUCCUAACUGUUUGAUAAAAACAGUGAUACAACUUUCAUGUCUGAACAGCCUGGAGCCAGUUAGCCUACCUAAGCAUAAUGGAAUGAAUGCCCAUCCCUAGUUGACAUUAGCCGUGUUUCCUUUAAAGUCAUAUUGAAUUUUUGAAAUGUCACAUCACAGAAGAUGUGAAUUAUGGACGUUUCCAUCAACUGGUUUAGAGCGAAUAAACAAAGCUGCAUUAAUGUACUUUGGUCAGAAGAUGACAGUGUUAUGUAUUGCUGUAGGCUAAUCCAUCAGUAAACAGGAGAAGAAGAGAUUGUGGCAGAAAGAAAACAGUAGAAGAAGCUUGGUUAAGUUUAGACACCAAAACUACUUGGUUAGGCUUAGGGACAAAAACUACACCUAACCAGGUAUUAGGUGGUUAGUUGUUGAUAACUUCCUGGUUAGGUGUAGAGACAAAGACUAUUUGGUUAGUUUUCGGGACAAAAACUACUUGGUUAGGUUUAGGAAAACGUCAUGGUUAGGAUUAAAAGAAGUAUGUCAGAAAUCAUUUCAGGUGGUGUGUCAUUUGGUGAAGUGUUUGUAAAGUGGGCAUGGAGGACUGCAGCUGGACCUUCUAUCUGUACCUAACAUAUGACACACUCUCAAAACCGUCCCAGUUUGGUUAGAUUUAGGUGCCAAAACUACUUUGCUAGGUUUAGAAAGAGAUCAUGGUUUGGGUUUGAAAUAAGUGCGUUAUACCGGAAGUUAUCUCAGGGGGCGUAUUGUGUAGUGUAGUGGGCCAUGUAGCCUGUCACAAGCUAACCGUCUGUUGGCUGCAGCUUCAUAUUUAGCAAACAGACUGUGGUACUUCUUUAUCUAACUGUCAGUAAGAAAGCAAAGCAUGUUUCCCAAAAUGUUGAACUAGUGCUGAUUACUUUUACACUUGUGCUUACAAAGUGCUCAGAUAACUAACUGAAUUUCCUCUUGAGGACGAAUAAAGUAAUUUUGAUUUGAUUUGAUUUAGAUGCUGUUGGAGUUAAAUUAAAAAAGGGACGCUAACUAUAAAACUUCAGGAAAGGAAUACUGGAAACUUAAUUUACAUUUAAGAAAUAAAAAGCUUCUCCCUCCACUGUGUUAAAGUCACUUUAGCUCUUUUAUGAGUACUGAAGUGCAUCUUCAACUGGACUACAUCAGCCCAUCGGGGCAACAGUAACAUAGCUCAGUGAGAUACAUUGUUUAUUUAUAGUAGUGAGUGAUAUCUAGAGUAUAGGCUAUAGUUUAGAUAGUUAAACCUGAUGUUUUUUAAAUGUGUAGAUCCCACUAAAUGCUAAAAAGCUGCUGUCUUGCAAAAGACAAUCUCUGCAGAUUGUUAUUUCACUAUAUCCUGGGCAUUAUGGACACUCAUCAUACAGAAUAUAAAAAUCCUGAAGUUGAGAUGUAUAACAAUGGUUUCGCACCAUGUACUAUAAAAGCAUUUACAUUUUUUGGGGAAACAGCUAUGUUUCUCCAUCUAACAGACCAGGCAAUGUAAAAUAGCAAAAAGGCAUGACUGAGGAGUAAGUCUUGAUUGUCACUUGGAGAAAAAAAAAAAGUAAGUUCUCCAAAGCUUACGAUCACAUAGGCCGAUUGUUCUUCCCUCAAGUACGACCUGCAGAAGCUUUUCGUAAUUAGCGGCCCUACCACCAGCACAUUAGCGCUGUGAAACAGUAACAGUAGUGUUAGGUUUAGGCACCAAUGCUACUUGCUUAAUUGUUAGCGGAGAAAAGUACAUAAUUAGGUCUAGGAAAACAAAGUUUAAAAAAGUAAAAUGAAUGGCUGUAACUACAGGAAUUCAAGUUGUUACGUAGGUGGCGUAAAGCGUGACAUAGACGUUAUGUAGCUAUGCACACAAGUUAAGUUACAUAACUUCUACUAUAACUACUGGUUUCACUCGGACACUAACACCGCUCUGCUGGGUCAAAGUGUAUUUGUUAGACCCACCCUAAGUGGAACUUGUCGUUCUUUAUAGUAUGUAUCCUGGCUUCAACUUUUGCUUUUAUACUCUUUCACUUCUGCCUUGACAUCCUUCAUAAUUGCUGUGGCCAGAGGGCGCUGCUAACUACAAAUGGUUGAAGAAUUGGUUGUUUUAAGCUGCUUAACAAGCUAUGGGGUCGUUUUUGGAGGGAGGACAGUGUCAAAAUAGGCCAUUAAAUGAAAAACACAGGGAUGUGACCAUGUUUAAAGAAAAUGGUCCAGUGGAGAAAACUGAUAUUAUUUGAUAUACUCACAUUCAUUCAAAGGAUCUUUUUUAAUACAAGUGUUGAGACUAUUUUCCUUUAACUAUAGCUGACACAGUGUAUCGUACAACUGUAACCAGUAUAAGGCUUCAAACCAGGGCUUUGUCUAACACCUUGCAGUCUUACCAAAAUAUAAACUAACCUGUAAACAUAUUGCACCUUUUUCACAAUAUACAAUACAUAUGCCUUUUUCCUGGGUAACCUACUAUGUAUAAACCUUUGUUAUAAUGAAUGUUAUUAUAGCUAAUUUUAUAUCCAAUUCUUCAACACAGUUGAAGACAUUACCAAGCCUGAAACCUUUCACAUGUGGCACAGCUGACACCUGGGGGACCCUACACUCAUGGUUGUGGUUAAUGUGUGGAAAAAGAAGGAUGGAUGUUUGCCUGGAACCUGGUACUGAACUCAGAGAGGAUUCCUGUAAUCCCCUGAUGAAAUAAAGGUUAAUCCAUUGUUGCAGCAAUGAAAUUCUCCUGGACUACAGGGGUGUAUGAAGUGCGAUUUGAGGUCAAUGCUCAUGUCUUUAGGAAUGAUUCAAGCGUAUGGAGGGAGGAAUAUGUGUUAGCAUAGACAAAACAAUGCCAAACCAGAGCCUGUUAAAGGCUUAUGAGGUUUCUGUACUGUAAUGUCUUACCUAUUGCACUUGAAAAUGUUUGACGCCUCAUCUUUUUGCAUAUUAGGAUAGCUAAUACAAAAUUGUACCUGUGUAUUUAUUUGUGUGUGAAUGUUUCUUAAUAUUUUUUUUUUACUUUUUCAGUGCCUAUAUGUGAAUGUCACUAACAAAUUGUCAGAAUAAACCUAUUUAAGUUGCUUUAAUUUUAUUAUUCAGUUUAAAUCUGUGCAUUAUUAUUUAGGAUAUUGGCAUUAGAGUUUAGUCUGCUCUGGUAUUAGUUCAUAUCAUUACUGAACUAAGACCUAAUUUACCCUGUUAAUAAAGCAUAUAAUGCAUU
Molecule: messenger RNA, 6106 nt
Organism: Centropristis striata (black sea bass)
Lineage: Eukaryota; Metazoa; Chordata; Actinopteri; Perciformes; Serranidae
Product: cerebellar degeneration-related protein 2-like
Exons: 6
Coding region: 211-1692 (493 amino acids)
Source: RefSeq, a predicted model, not a curated record